AUGGUCGGAAUGUUCUGUCAAUCGGAAACAAUCUGGUCUAAUGAUGACGAAGAAGAGGUGGCGCAAACAGCCUUUUCACACAGCCAGAUCUGGCGAGAAGCUAAGAUCUCGCUGGUCUCUUCCACGAGGCAGUCCAGCCUCGACUACAAGGUACGUCAGGUCCCUCCGUCCUGGCUUCUUCGUUGCCUACAUCGUGAUUAUUUCAUAGAGCUCGAAAAUUUAUUUGUUCUGGGCGUCUUACUCGGCCCAAUUUUCAUAUUGGCGCCAAAACUUUAG
Molecule: messenger RNA, 276 nt
Organism: Protopolystoma xenopodis
Lineage: Eukaryota; Metazoa; Platyhelminthes; Monogenea; Polystomatidea; Polystomatidae
Source: the annotation of a GenBank genome assembly